AUGACUGGACGCAUGCAGUGGGAUGACGCUGCGAAGUGCAUCCUGCUCGUCAAGAUCCUCGAGAUCCAUGAAAUCUCCGUUGAUUGCCAGAAGAUUGCUGAUAGUUGGCGUAAGUACACGCAUUCCCAUGGAGCCCUCCGUGGUAUUUAUCAUUCAUUCACAUUUGAAAAAGAAAUGACGAUCGUUAUUUUAGCUGAGGGAGGUGUUAAGCCCACCGCUCGUGCAAUUCGUGAAGCAAUUUUCAAAAUCCGCCGCGAGACUCUUGGUACCAAAGCCGAUGGAGGACAGGGGACUCCGACUACCCCUAAGUCUUCUGCAAAGAAACCUCGCUCCAAGAUCACCAAGUCUACUGUUGGAGUUGAUGGCUCUCCAAGUGAGCGCCGACGCAAGCGGAACGUCUCCGGUGCCAGCGCGAAGAAGAUAAGCGAAGAUGCUGCUGCUGAGGGAAACGAUGGUGAUGAUGAUCUUACUACCUUCAAGUCGGAGUAUGAAACUCUUGAGGAUUUCGAUCUCCCGGGGGAAUUGAAGGAGGAGGACCUCGCGCCUUUCGAUACCGAGAUGGUCAAUAAUGGCGGAGGAUUUUGA
Messenger RNA from Penicillium angulare, 585 nucleotides. RefSeq lists its product as uncharacterized. NCBI's taxonomy places the organism in Eukaryota, Fungi, Ascomycota, Eurotiomycetes, Eurotiales, Aspergillaceae. The record is from RefSeq and is a predicted model, not a curated record. Bases 1 to 585 code for a protein of 194 amino acids. The transcript has 2 exons.